AUGUAUGAUCGUAUAAAAAAAUAUUUAGGGUUAAAUCUAUGGUAUAAUUUUAUUACGUGUUCACUAAUUUCAGACAAUGUGUUAUAUGAGAGCAGGAAUUUAUCUACAUGUGAAGAAUCCUUCAAGGUUCUGUUUAUCUGUUGCUUUAGACUGUUCAGGAUGAACAAGUUGGAAACUCGUGAACCAACUGUUGAGCGGGUUCUUUCUGUUGGUUCAAUUCAGGACGAUUACUAUGAAUUUAAGAAUAAAAAUCCCAUAAAAAGGGUAUCGGAUCCAGUUAGUGAGCUUUACUGGACUUACUAUGAGAAUUAUAACCACAAAAAAUCCUCCAAAGCAGAUAAAAACAAUCCCAGUAUCGUUCUUUUACACGGUAUUUGUGGAACUGCUGGAUGUUAUUUUUACUUAUUCGAUAAAUUAUCAGAAUUGGUAAUUUUCUAUCACAUUUCUAUUCCAAAACUCUUAACUCUAUUCAUAUAUACAAUCUUUUUACAGGGAUAUCGGUGUAUUUCAGCUCAGUAUCCUGAAUACGAAACUCCCUAUGAGUGGAUAUCUGGCUUCUCUCACUUCUUAGACUAUUUAAACUUAUAUAAACCUUGUGUUUUUGGCAGCGAUUUGGGCGGAUUCCUGCUCCAAUUAUUUGUUCAGACUUACCCUAACAUGUUGAGUAGUAUAAUAUUAUGUAAUUCAUAUAGAAAAACUGACGAUUUCAGUUUCUCGCCUGUUUUACGCGAGGUUUAUGGCAAUUUAUACAUGUUACUUCCGCACAUAAUUUUAAAGAAUUUGUAUAUUGAGUUUUACAUUUGUCCUAAAAAUGAGGAUAUUGACCAGAGGGUUGAACUUAGGGAACAGUACGCCAAGGAAUUUAUGGCCUGCGAACUUGACCACAUAUCAGCAAGUGAUUUGGGAUCUAGAAUCACUCUUCAAUUAACUUGUGAUUACGUGUACAAUAAGGAUUUAAACGGCUUUGACCAGGAUAAAAUAUUACUAAUAGAGACUAAUAAUAACAAUAUACCUUACAACUUAAAGCAGGACAUUAAGCUAUGGUAUUCAAAUUCCAAGGUUGGGUACCUCAAGAGCGGGGGUGACUUUCCCUAUUUAACUCGACCUGAAGAAAUUGCCGUUUUCGUCCAGGUCCACAUGAAUAAUGUAAAAUAUUCCCAAGAAUCAAACUAUCAGCAGUUUUUAUCAAGCACAAACACAAGAAUACUUACCAACUCCAACACUGAUACCAAAUCAAACGACAACCAAGACCAUGAUUCAAAUUAUCAAGACCAAGAUGAAGAUUAUCAUGAUGUAGAUUACGAUUCUGACAAUAGUAUUAUAAACAAUUUUAAUAAAAAUUACCUCUAA
Messenger RNA from Theileria annulata, 1350 nucleotides. RefSeq lists its product as uncharacterized. The record is from RefSeq and is a predicted model, not a curated record. NCBI's taxonomy places the organism in Eukaryota, Apicomplexa, Aconoidasida, Piroplasmida, Theileriidae. The transcript is spliced from 6 exons. The coding region runs from base 1 to 1350 and encodes 449 amino acids.